Cuscuta epithymum is the source of this 4584-nucleotide messenger RNA. The record is from the annotation of a GenBank genome assembly. NCBI's taxonomy places the organism in Eukaryota, Viridiplantae, Streptophyta, Magnoliopsida, Solanales, Convolvulaceae.
CUGGCAGAUAUCCAAUUGCAUUUAGAGCACCCUGAACUAAACAUCUCAAUAGAUCAGCGGGAAUAUAGAAUCACAAUUCUAAUUCCAAUCUAUGAUCCCAGUAUGACUGUACGAGGCUAUGAGUCCUAUUAGGACCUUCAUUCUUCUAAUUUGAGAUCCGUAUUACAGUGUAUAAAUAUCAAUCUCAUCUGAUCCUUCUUUUACACCUCCGAUUAUAAAACCCAGAGGCCAUAGCUAUCAAGAUUUCAGGAACCAGGCAGGUAAUUUCUUUUUUAUUAUUCUUCCUUUCCUCUUUUGGCGUUUUGCAGGGUGAAUUUCUGGAGGCAACUAGUAGCUGUUUCCAUAACCAAUUCUGGACCAUGACAACCGUUCUAGCUUCUGAUCGAUCAAGAAGAGUUGGAGACCUUAAAUUACCUCCACUUUAAUGAAAGAAUUGUUGCUGAAUAUUUGUUAACUACAGUGGCUACUACCAUUAAGCCUGCAAUUGGUGGGAACCAAAUGUUCAUCGAAAGACGGAGCCGAUCGAUUUCUGGUGUUGUCAAAGGUUGGUGUCGCCCAAGAGAUGAUUCCGUUGCAGGUCGUGAUGUUGCUGCCAGAGAAGAUGGUGGACCCGUUUUCAUUGUUGGAGCCUUGCGCUGGAGAGAGAAGCUGCCGCUUUUGCCGGCAUGGCGAGAAGAAGGAACCAGAUCGAUUUCAUGCUGGUACGAAGGUGAUUAGCGGCAGACUAAGAUGGAGUCUAACGGGCGAUCGCAAAUCGUUUGCUGUUACCUGGGACGCCGUUGGAUUUCUUCCCAUCUGUUUUGCUUGUAGGCCGCUACUACUCUUGGCGUGAAGGAGAAAAUUGUGAGAUGACGUAUUCGGUCUGCCGUGAAGAUUUAGAGCUUUAGAAGACCGGCUACUUUGCCGGUGAGAAGACCGGCCACUUCGUCGGUUUGAAGACCCGUUAUUUUGUGGGUGUGAAGACCGGCCACUUCGUCGGUUUGAAGAUCCGCUAUUUUGUGGGUGUGAAGACCGGCCACUUUGUCGGUUUGAAGACCCGCUAUUUUGUGGGUGUGAAGACCGGCCACUUCGUCGGUUUGAAGACCCGCUAUUUUGUGGGUGUGAAGACCGGCCACUUUGUCGGUUUGAAGACCCGCUAUUUUGUGGGUGUGAAGACCGGCCACUUCGUCGGUUUGAAGACCCGCUAUUUUGUGGGUGUGAAGACCGGCCACUUCGUCGGUUUGAAGACCCGCUAUUUUGUGGGUGUGAAGACCGGCCACUUCGUCGGUUUAAAUUUAUGAGCUCCGCUGCCAUUAUUGCCGCUGCCAUUAUUGAAGGAAUGCGGAAUUUGACGAGCUGGCUAAUUGAGAACUCUGUGAUAUGUUCUCUACCUCAAUUAGUUUAAGAGAAGAAACGGGAGGGAGCAAAAUCACUAAUUGUUCUCUGCCUUAGUUGCUUCUGCAUGUUUAUUGCAAAGGAGAAAUUAAGGAACAUGAAGAGCACAACCGCAGAGUAAUUGCUAUGUGAUGGAAACCCAUAUUCGGAUUGUGCAAAUUCGGCCAGUUGGGGCUUCGUGAUGGAGAAAUCAGCCAUAUUUAUUUGAGAGAGACUUUCAUUUUAUUCCUUUGAUUUAAUUAAAAAAAAAAUCUCACUUUUUUUUUCAAUGACUCUUUUUUUUUCAUCUUUUUUUUUGACCAUUUUGCUCUUUUUUUUUAUGCAGCACAAAAUGGUGUUUUUAAAGGAUAUAAAACAUGAAGGUCAGAAACUUCUCUCCAUAUCAACGGGCAAUACUAAUGGCCAUGAGAUUCAUCUGGAGAUUUGCAAACCCUUUGCUCGUGGUAUUUGCCCUGCGACUGUUGUGUCAUACCGCGUUGCUAACUGGACUCCCGAGUGGGAGUAUCAAGAUCAAUCUCUGCGAAUUUUAAUAUCUGGCUUUCCUCGAAGACCUUCUCUUAACAUUCUUCCUUCUUUGGGUAGACGUAUCCUUGAUGACAACAUCCCCCUCAAAAAACAUCUAUUUUUUGGUGGUGAAUUUAGAUUUAUCACUGGUUAUUGGGAAUGGGCGGAAGACGUUUUGGGCAUGAGUAAAAACAUCCUAAAGAAUGGGCUUAUUUAUGAUGUUGUUUAUGCUUCAUUGUUCACAUAUGACCGAUGUAUUAAUGCUGUACAAGCAUUUUGUGAGGCAUGGUGUCCCGCGGUGAACACUUUACUUACAUCAAUUGGUGAAUUGGCGAUCACGCUUUGGGAUUUACAUGUUAUUGGGGGAUUACCAAUAAUAGGAGAUGCAUAUGAUGAAUCUAUCCCGAGCGCCUCUGAGAUGUUGAAGGCAAAUGCCGACCGCCCUUUCCAGCUUUGCAAAUACUUAUUUGGCGCGUACCAUCACCUUUUUCCAAAGACGGGAGACAAACGUUUGCUACGUGUUCAUGUAUGGGUCAAAUUCUGGUUUAAGAAAGCCUCUAAGUAUACUAUGCCUCCAUCGAGAACGGAAAAGAAGAGAACAGCUCGUGCAAAGGCAACUUCUAUGAAUUUGGUGGAUCAAUUCCAAAAUUUGGUGGAUGGACAAAUUCUAUGAAGGUACCGUUCCAAAUACUCAAGGUUCCUGCCGAAUAUGAGAAAGAGAUCUAUUUAGCAGCAUUCCUAUCAUGUUGGCUAUGUGCAUUUGUGUUGCCACAUGAAGGUCCAAGGGUCAUACGUCCAGAAAUUUUUAAAGUUGCUUGUAUGGCUUGCGGGAGGAAAAUAUGUCUUGCUGUUCCAGUUCUUGCCAGUAUCUAUCAUGGACUUAAUCAAAUUUCAAAUGCUCUGUCUCCUGACCAAGUUAGAACGUGUUUUCCUGUUCACUAUGUUUAUGGAUGGUUGGCCUCAUACUUUGACACUCAUUUCAAGAAUGAUAUUCAGUCCACGACCCCAUUGAUGAUCUCUUAUUCGGGAGAGGGCGGAGCAAGGUCCCUUGAUAAAAGAGGAGCGCGUAGGAGAAUUUUCCAGGGAGAUGUGUCUUCAUGGAUGUGUUCUACUCAUCGGAGAAUUAGGGACCACGUUUUCUUUGAUGGCGAGAAUCCUUCCGAGACUGACUUAACAUUCUUUAGAUGUCUUCGAUCUAAUUUUCUUGUAUUACGCUACCAAAAUCAUUGCAUUGCCGAGCCAUACACUCCUCAUCGCUUUAGUCGACAGUUUGGGUACUUCCAAGCUAAUGCACCUGGUUUGCUUGAGAAGCAUGAGCGUCGUGUUUCUCUUGUUGCUGGAUUUCGGUUUUGGCAGCAGUUUGAGCAUGGCAUGUCACGGGCUGAAGCGGUGUUUCCGACUCCUCCGACUAUUCCCGCGAAGUAUUAUUCCUUGGAGUAUAAAGAAUGGUGGAGCCAAGUUCAUGGUAGCUACCUCGAGAAUCGCGUGGGUGACUUGAUUAGGAUUUGUGAUUUUGAAAUUGGCGAUGUGGUCAUCUCUCCGGAUCCCGUAGCUCCAGCCUCCAAGAAGAAGAAAGAGGUACCCGAUACUGAAGCUAAGUCUUUGCCUCAGAAAAAGGCUAAGCUUGCAGCACCUAGGGCUGAAGUUUUGAUCAAGGAUGCUGAGAAAGAAACACUUCCUGCCAAGGCGAAUGAGAAUCAAGUUCUUGAGAAGCAGAGUAAUGAUGAUAGGAAUUGGAAGCAUCUUUAGAGAAAACCUCAUCCUGGGCCACUGAGGAUUCAUCCAAUCCUUGAUGAUGCUAGUUCUUCAAAUCAUGUUUCUUCAUCUAGCUCAAGUGAAGGAGAAACCGAUGAUCAUGACACCGUUGCGGGGUUGAUGGCAAAAGGUGCCCCAAGUAAUUGCAAAGAAGUUCCAAUCGACGAGAUACCGAAAUUCCCUCAUGCGAAAUCGGCUGUAUCCGUUUUUCAAGGAGAGAACUACUUCUUUACUUUGUAUAAGCGGUUCCUCAUUGAAACUUGGGGCGGUAUUCAAAAGAAGAUAGAAAAGGCUACAGCAGAGAACGUCUCUUCUCUUCGAGAGGAUGUUCAGAGUUGUGUUAUCUUGAUGGAGAAGGACGGUAUUGACCUUUCCGUGUUGAAGACAAGAGUGGAGAAUUUUGUUUGAAAGAGCACAAGUAUUUGAUCAAAAGUGCUCGACUAUUGCUGACAGGGUCCCUACGGAGAAGCAGUCUCGGGAAUUGGCUAUGUCACAAGCUUUUUGUGCAGAUAUUGAAGCUAAGAGAUCUCAAAAUCAAGUCGCAUUACUUGAUGAUGAGAAAUCUCUUAAUGAAAUCAAGAAGAAGAUAGCCUUAUUGGAAGCUGAAGCUAAGGAAGUAGAAGUUUUGAUUUCCCAGCGUCAUGCAGAGGCUAGUGACUUGGAUGCAGCUCUUACGAAGGCCAAGGAGGAAUAUUCACGGAUUUUGAAGACUAUUAAAGCAUCAGACGAAGAUCAACUUGCUUUAAGUACCCAGAAGAAGGAGCUAGAGGCUUUGAAGGAUGACUUAGUCAGCUUUAAAUUGUUUUUAGGCUGAGUUUGUUUUUACUUGUUUAUAGAUUAGCUUUUAGUCAGCUAACACUUUUCUUCUUUUCUUUCCAUCAAACUAUAUAUGGAUAUAUAUUUGAUUGCUUUCUUGCUCCUCAUGAGUUGAUAUCAUCUUACUUUCCAUUU